Alternaria postmessia is the source of this 4140-nucleotide messenger RNA. RefSeq lists its product as uncharacterized. NCBI's taxonomy places the organism in Eukaryota, Fungi, Ascomycota, Dothideomycetes, Pleosporales, Pleosporaceae. The transcript has 2 exons. The record is from RefSeq and is a predicted model, not a curated record. The coding region runs from base 1 to 4140 and encodes 1379 amino acids.
AUGGUGUCGUCGCGCUCGAGCAGGAGCCACAGCUUCAGCAGCGACAAGACACCCUCUCUGGCCUCAUCCGUCACCUUCCAGAUGCCCGCCACGGUCCGACCCGCACCUGCCUACAUCGCCGCAUCCGUGGCUUCACAGACCGUCACCGACCACCACAAUGCGCAGCUGCGCGACCAAGACGCCGACACGGACGAGCUGCAAAACGCCAUCUUUUCCGAACAGGCACUGGCCCUCCUCAAUGCCUUCCUCGACCACCUGCUCUUCGCCUUCCUCUCGUCUGCGCGGUCGCCCGCCCUGGCUGCCAUCCGACCCGCCGUGUCCGACGUGCUCAAGCCGCGACUGGCCCGCGACGCCAUCGAGGCCGCGGAUGAGGAGCUCCAGGGCCUCCUGGCGGGAGAAGACGAUGAGGACAUGUCCACGGAGCAUGCCAAGCAAAUGGACAGAUGGGACGUGGAGAAGGUAUGGAAGCGCACGCGUCUGCGCAUCAUGGUCUACACGCGCCUGGGCGAGCUCGAGGACGAGGACGAGGAGCGCUAUGUGCAGCAGGAGCGCGGUCUGAGCAUGGACGAAGACGAGGACGACGAGGCUGGUCUUGUCGCCUGGGCGUCGGCCAUCUUCCUCACCUCGGUUGUUGAAUACGUCGCUGAGCAGUUGCUGCUUGUCGCAGGCUCGGCUGCCUUUGCGCGCAUGGCUGCGAGGAUGAAGAAGCUCGCGCAGCAAGCCGACGACCAUGCCGAGCAACAGCCCAUCGAGCGGCUGGUCAUUGAAGAGCCAGACGUAGAGAAGAUUGCCCUCAACUCGGCCCUGGGCCGCCUCUGGAGAACGUGGAGGAAACGCGUGCGAUCGCCUACUUCGCCCAUCUCCCCUGGCCGAGGCGUCCAUGCUGCUUCGAGCUACUCGAGCCUACACCACCGCAGAGCCAGUCGCGAGACCAUCAACACCUUGCAUAGCGAGCACGAGAUCCGCGAGCACGAGACGCUGCCUGAGCAUCCUCCUACCGAAACCGAUAUCGCCGCUAAUAUACCCCUUCCCAUGCGCGACAACGAUGUCAACGAGAUCGAGGUGCCUGGCCUGGCGCCCCCAUAUGAAGAUGAGGGGGAAAGAGAGGGCACGCAGACGCCUGUUCAGCGGCCGAUGAGGCCGUCUAGUGUGCUUGUGCUGUCCCAGGGAGGAUGGGGGGAUGGGGGGAAGAAGGCGAGGCCCAUGAGUAUGCCGAUGCGUCCUGCGGGAACUUUCAUGCCAUCUACGUACUAUGGCUAUGAAGAGCCUACGGGGGAUGAAGAGGAACCUACGCAUGAUGGAGAAGAGUCUACACACGAUACCAAGCGAGGAAUCCCCUCCCAAGUGACCGAGGAAACCACACCACAGACCACACAAGAAACUACACUAGACAACAUGUCUCAGCAACGCGAUUUGGUAGACGGCCGGGAAGACGAGUCGCCUGAACCCGACGCCUCAAUGGUAGCAUUCGCAGCAGCUACGGGCAUGGGUUUCCGUCGAAGCGCAAUCGGACAAUCAGCGACGAAGGAACCUGAAACUGAGCCGACCCGUCAGGUCACUGAGAGCGAACCAAAGGUCACACAACCGAAGAGGAUGUCAGUAGGACCCUCACAGGAAGCUGAUGAGCCUGAGACGCACGAGGUCACUACUGAGAGCCCUCAGGUCAUGAGGUCCAAGAGGAUGUCCAUUGAGCGAGCCGGUAAACCUGGACUAGUCCGUACCUUUUCUACGCGCAGCUCGAGUCUCAAAUCACCUGUUGGUACGCCGUUGGCUACACCGAAGGUGACUGGUAAUGCUGAGGGACGGAGUUAUCUUGACGAUGAUGAGGACGAUGAGGAGCCAGAACAUCGAGCUAUUGGUGUGGCGAGGACGAGCGAUAAUGCCAUUAGGUCCGCGUCGAAUUCCCCUGGAGAUUCACCUCACGAAAGGAAUAAGAGGCCUGGGAGUGGAGGGUACGUUGAAAUGCCGCCGAGAAAUUUCACGCCGACGAGCCUCACGUAUCGAAAUACGCCUUCGCCUGAUGGGAAACCUACGGUGCCGGAGCGUGCCAUCGAACGCAAACAAGCCAACCGAAGAUCACUCAACGGUGCGGAACUCGUGUUGGGCCCAGGGGUGGGUGGGGGAGGUGGAGGUCUCUCACGUCAGUCGCCUGGAGGAGAGGUGGUCGCCCCAUACGACAGCCAAGGUCCUACGAGUGCACCCAGGAGACAAGAGGCUCGUUCAGUAUCACGUGGUUCGUCGCUGCCAGCUUUGCAAGAAGUCGAGAGCAACACUACCCAGCACCGCGGCAAAACUCCUUCCAUCCAGACCAGUCGCAGUGUGCGUACUGCCGACAGCCCCAGGCGUAGCCCUACGUCUGCGACUGACACAUCCGAGAAACGACUACAUCGCAUGUCCGCGGACGAUUCGACACGUCCAGCUGAUAAGUCGUCCUCGGAUAAUUCUUCGUUGAAGCGUGGUGCUAGUACCUCUUCUUCUAUUCGAAAAGGUGCUUAUCCCAUUACGUCCAGCGGACGAGACUCGAGCGCCAGCCAUCGCUCCAGAGGUCUGAGUGCAAGUGGCUUGAGCGGACGUAUGUCUGAGGAAGACCGAGCGCGCGAGUUCGAUUCGCUGGUCAAGGGGCAGGACACGGUCAAGUUUACGUUGACGCCUGAAAGUGUACGAACUACUAAUGAGUCCCCCGUCUUGAAGAAGACGGAACCACGCAAAUCUUCAGCCUCUUCUGCCUCCGUGACAGUCUACCCUCGGACCGACGCCUCUGACAAAAGCUUUGGCACAGCCAACCUGCCCAACACUACAGCACCAAGGGCAAAAGGACCGACCACUGCCUCUUCUCACAAACCCUCACCCAGCCGUAAGGUAGUCACCAGACCUCUCGCUCGAGACCCCAAGAUCGAGUCGGAAUCCAUGCGCGACUUUGCAGACUUUAUCCGUUCCACUGGUCCCUCCCCUGGCCAAGAGAAGCCCAUCCAGCCCUUUGUCAACAUUAGCAAUAACGGCCAGAAAUCAGGCAACCAUUCGACUUCCUCUCUCGGACGCAAGAUGUCAACUUCCAGGCAAUCUGGUAAUGCGAACAAUACUCCAGCUACGCGCACGCGACCCAACAUGGAACCCCGCUCUCCAGCUGGCCUGUCUACAGGAAACGGUGACUUGAUCGAUUUUAUCAGACAGGGCCCGCCAGACGCAAACCACAAACAACCAAGGAUACCGAAGAAUAUCGCCCCGUUCCGGACGACUGUUGAUAGCGACACUUUUGAUACUAUGCUCGGGGGACAUGGAGGCGUGGAGAGUGCUUAUGAGUCCAGGGCUGACAGGACCACGGAAAGAAAUGUAGCGGAGUCAGCGUAUGGCUCUGCGGCUAGUACGCUUGAGAGCAAGGACAGCACGGCGACGAUUAAUAGCCGGACUGGUCUUAUCCCGAGUCCUAGUGUGGUUCAGCCUGCGUAUUCGGGAGGGCCGGGGCAACUCAGCGGCAGCAUGUCCGGCGGGGGAGAUGCAAUGGAGGGCAUCACCAAGACGAGACGGCGUAUCAAGGAUCCGUACGCCAUUGAUUUGAGCGACGAAGACGACGAUGAGGACGACGACGAGGACGAAGACCAACUCACGGCGCUGCCUACGCCCACUGGGAACCACCAACCCGAACGACAACUGCUGCAACAACAACCAGCACAAAGACAAGCGGCUCCUCCUCGGCAGAGGGAGGAGAGCCUAAUGGACUUUUUAAACGGCAUGGAUCCCCCUGGAGGCGCGUCGUCGGCUAAACCCCAGCCUUUCCUGCUUAGUGAAGAGACUAUUGCUGCGGCGAGGGCGAGGGCGGCUGCAGGCCAAAAUGGUUCCAAUCCCUCGUCUUCUAACUUGCCUGCUUCUCGCAAUGGUAAUGGUACUGCACCAUCUCCUUCAACGAAUAAACCUAGGCUGCAAGCCCGUGCCCCUGCUGUUGUGGGAGAUGCAAGGACGGGUAUGGGCGCUAUGGGUGGCGGUGGCAGUAGGACUGCGACGUCUGACUUAGCGGAUUUCUUGAAGAAUUCGGGCCCGCCUGAGCCCGUGGUGCAAACGAGGAGGGAAGAGGUGCCGGAGAAGAAGAAGAGGUUUUGGCAGAGGGGGAAGAGUAGUGGGAAGACUUAUGGGGAUUUGCCGUAG